AAGGACAAUACAAAAAAGUACUACGAAGCAGAUCAGUCAAAACAUAAACACCACUGUAGGCACGGGUACAAACGUGACCUUAUUUUGAGGAUUCGUUUGCAUGCCGGUCGGUUCAGAGAUUCCUGAUGUAUUGUAAUUUUGUUUUCGGAUUUUCAAUACGAGGUGCCUGAACUGCAGGAAUCUGCGCAGAGGAUUAGAAGUGCGGAGUCGGGGCCUACUAAAGGCUCCUUUCAUCAGUGGCACUCAGAGCAGUGAGGCAGCAUGGCUGACACUCAUAGUAAAUCCAGUGUUCCAAACGGAGGUAUGGAUGGUAGAGACCUGGUUGAGGGCAGAGUGGGAGAAGGAGAUGCUAACUCAGCCACAGACGCUCAUGCUGGUCAUAACACAGAUUUAAUCCCAGCUUCCAAUGCAGGAGAGGAGGCACAGGACAGAUCCAUGCAUGAGGCAGAGCAAACAGAGUCACCACCAGCAGGAGAAGAGGAGGACACAGACAGCAUGGAUGGCAGCGGCCUCUGCUCCCUUACAGAGGAGGGCGAGGGAGGUGGCCGAAGAGAGAGGGUGAAAGAUGAUGGCAAGAGGGCAGCCAGGAAGCGGAAUCGGCCAAGUGGAGGAACCUUGCGCCACUCCUCCAGCUCUGACGAGGAUGAAGACCAGGAGGUGGAGGAGGAGGAGGAGGAGGAGGAUGAGCAGGCCAUGGAGGCAUGGCUAGGGGCAGAGCUGCAAGAGCUGGAUGGCCCCAAGUGGCGGGCAGUGCCGUCGCUGCGUGCGCGUGAGAUCGGGCGGAACUCGGCGCAUUUCGUGCAGAGGGUGUGCGGCUCACGGGGGCUGGUACAGCGGUUGGAGCUACAGGGGCGACUGGAGCGCCACACUGGCUGUGUGAACACGCUCCACUUCAACCCUUCUGGUACCCGCCUGGCCUCAGGCAGUGAUGACCUGCGUGUGGUUAUCUGGGACUGGGCACGUAGGCGAGCCGAGUUGGAGUUUGACAGCGGCCACAAGAGCAACGUGUUUCAGGCGAAGUUUCUCCCACACAGUGGGGAUUCCACCGUGGCCAUGUGUGCACGGGAUGGGCAGAUCCGGAUAGCCGAGCUGUCAGCCACACAGCGCUGCAAGAACACCAAGCGUGUGGCUCAGCACAAGGGUGCGGCACACAAACUGGCAUUGGAGCCUGACUCCCCUUGCACUUUUCUCUCGGCUGGAGAGGAUGCCGUUGUGUAUGGCAUUGACCUGCGCCUUGACCGGCCUGCCACCAAGCUUGUGGUGGUGAAAGAGGGUGAUAAAAAGGUGGGCUUGUACACCAUUUUUGUGAAUCCGGCCAACACGCAUCAAUUUGCUGUCGGAGGAAGAGAUCAGUAUGUUAGGAUUUAUGACCAGAGAAAGAUAAGUGAAAAUGAUAACGGUGUUCUGAAGAAGUUCUGUCCUUCGCACCUGGUGUCCAGCGAGUCCAAGACUAACAUCACUUGCUUAGUGUACAGUCAUGAUGGUUCAGAGCUGCUGGCAAGUUAUAACGAUGAGGACAUUUACAUGUUUGACUCCAGCCACAGCGAUGGAGCUGACUACCAUCGGAGAUACAAGGGUCACCGUAACAAUGCCACAGUGAAGGGUGUCAACUUCUACGGACCCUGCAGUGAAUUUGUGGUGAGCGGAAGUGACUGUGGACACAUCUACCUGUGGGACAAGCACUCUGCCCGUGUGGUGCAGUUCAUGGAGGGCGACAGAGGAGGAGUGGUGAACUGCUUGGAGCCUCAUCCUCAUCUGCCAGGCAUGGCCACCAGCGGCCUGGACCAUGACGUGAAGCUCUGGGCCCCCACUGCCGAGAACCCCACCAGCCUGAAAGGUCUCAAGGAGGUUAUGAAGAAGAACAAGCGGGAACGUGACGAGGACAGCAUUCAUCAUGGUGACCAGUAUGAUACACAGCUCCUCUGGUUCCUGAUGAGACACAUGAGAAACCGCAGACCUCUAAGAAGUCGGCGUGUGGAAGCUGGAGAGGCCGACACUGAUGAAUCCUGGAGCUCCCCAGAGUCCUCUGAUGAAGAAGACGGGGGUCCUGACCACAUCCAGUGCAUGUCCUCCUGAGCCACACACACAAACACACCCCUCAUUGCCAUAUAUUUAUGCACAUAUGUAUUAGUAACACACUGGUUCACACACUGACAGUAAGAGGCCAGCAACAACCCCACAUAUGGCUUUAUAUGUUUCCACACAGAGUGAGGGAGAGAGGAACAGGCUGUAGUGACCACUCAAAUUUGGCUUUGUACACCACACACAAAUGUGGCUCUUGUGGGGAAAACAUCAAAGAGGAAUUGAUAUUUUUGGUAUUUUUGAGUUCAUAUAUUUUAUGAUACAUACAUGCUUUUGUGCAGACGCACAAAAGUAACCACUUAGAUAUUGCCCACCGACACCAUCAAACAUGCAACCCAGCCUUCAUUUCUACCCGGCUUCAGAUGUCACACUGGAGCAGGACGUUUUAAAAAUGUAACUGUUUGCUGUCGCCUAUCAGCAAAUGCUGAAUUAAAUUACAGUGUUGCACGGCAGUAGCGGAAACAGCUUUCUUUUCUGGUGCAGUCGACGAGAUUAUGGCUUCUUUUGUUCUGCUCUGCUCUUUUGUCUUUUGGACAGUGGCAUCUCGGUUUUGCGUGAUUGCAUAACCUUGGACAAUGUGGACUCUCCAGACCUGGAGAGCAAGUCUAUGAUGAUGAAUGUGGCGAUAUUGAGUGUCCCACUUUCUCGAAACCAGCGUCGCCCUUUUUAGGCUCUUCAAUCUAUCCACCCCCCCUAAACUGCUUUUGUCGCCACCUGGUGGAGGGAGGUAGUAGAAAAGAAGAAAUCAGUGGAACAUUUUGAGCUCAUCUUGAGGGCCAUGAACGAACUCAAACAAAAAGGGCCUUGUCUCCCGUCUGUCCUUUUUUUUUUCUUUUCUAUCACCUGAGGCCAAAAAAACAGGAAGUUGGCUUACCGUGGGGGCCCCACUCCUUGGUCUGACUACAGCCUUAGGCAGGAUAAAGCAGACUCAUAGGGUCCAGUUCCCAAGCUCCAGCACAUCUGUGCUGCUCCUGUUCCCCUCUCCCAGGCUGCUAAGAACACUUUAAUCAGGGAUCUGCUAAUUCUGAGUCUAAGACAAGUGUGUAUUUGGAGACAUGCAAUACUUACUGAUUGUUGAAUUUGCAGAAACCUCCCUGCCCCCUUCGCCCUACAGUUCCUCAAACAAAGGAUUUGGCACUAGAUCUUUUGCACUUAGAUGGAGAAUCCUGGUGAAAACUGAAAGGUUCUUCUUAAAAAUGUAACUCCCCAUGAACUAUUGCCUUGUACUCAACCCACUUCCCAUGAAACUGCACGAGAAAGACGAAUGUAAACACUGUAAAAGCCAGCAGCUUCUGGGCCUCUUCUGACCUAAUCGAAGAGGUCUUUAAGAUGUGCUGUUGUCAAGUUAUUGAAAUGGUUAAGAGAAGUUGUUUCAGAGAGGUUCAUUCACUAUAAGAUCCAUUUCAAGCUUCCAAGAUUUUGCAGACUAACUGCACCAGGUGAUUAAGUGAAGGAGAUGGCUACUUUAUUGCACACAGAUGAACAGUGUCUAAUUCUUGCUGAAAGCAUCUCUAAGCAACAUGUAAGAAUUUAAUGUCUGAGAAUUUCUGCUUUAGAAGCUAAGGGGACCCCCCCUCCCCAUCGUAUAGAUUCCUAGUGUGCAAGAGCAAGACAGGUGGCUUGGGCCUUUACCAUUUGCAUGUGUUCUAAGGAGUCACUUGUUUUCACAAUAUGGGACUGUGGGUAGGGUGGAGGGUGGGCUUGUGCUAAUGGGGACAGCAUUCAGGGUGAAAGGGGAGAUUUAAUUGCCCUUUUCCUUCUUCUUUUCAUGAGGGGAAUUAAGUCCAGUUUUUCUCUUUUUGUAUGAGAAAAAAAGUUAAAUUACUUUGUAUGUAUAUACAAAUAUAUAAAUGUAUAUUACAAAUUAACUGUAAAGAAAUCAUCUUCACCCAUUGUUCUUUGGAAAGAUGUCAGAAUUAAAUUGGUAUUGAUGCAGAGAUUUAUAUUGUAUAAGAAAUACUUUUAAACGUUAGUGGAAACCAAUGAGGAUACGAUAGUUUUUGUUUUCUAAAUGACAUCCUUUAUAGUUGCUGAUGGUAUCAGCAUUACAUUGGAUUAUGUUGGAUUUAAAUUAAUUUCACUCAUUUUUCCUACAGCUCUGUUUAAAAUGUCCCAUCUUCAACCCACAGGUAUAUUUUCCUUUUUCUUUUCCAGAUUUCUUUAUAGGGUUUUGAUCAAUGAGUUCUCCCACUGCUGCCUAAUAUUGUGUUAUCACUUUAAGUUGCAAACAUGUACAACUUGUGCAGUAAAGAAAAGAAAAGGCUGUU
This is a messenger RNA of Electrophorus electricus (electric eel), 4349 nucleotides long. RefSeq names its product DDB1 and CUL4 associated factor 8 (gene dcaf8). Lineage: Eukaryota; Metazoa; Chordata; Actinopteri; Gymnotiformes; Gymnotidae. Gene Ontology annotation, cellular component: cytoplasm; Cul4-RING E3 ubiquitin ligase complex. Gene Ontology annotation, molecular function: protein binding. The record is from RefSeq and is a predicted model, not a curated record.